AGUUUUAAUUCGAAGCUAAUAAAACUUAAAUUUAAAAUUAAAACUAUUUUGGUUAAAAAGUGGGAAAAUAAAAUUCACCACUUAUUCACUGAAACGCACUCUGUAAGGUUAGAACCCUAAACACGGCACAGCACACAGAGCCUCCGUCUCCGUCCACCGUCAUCCGCUUCACAACCGCCGGUCAUCGGGUUUUACGAUCAAAUGGCUCUGCGGGGAAUUUGGCAACUUAAGAAGCUUGUUGUUAGUUAUAGCGAUUGGGGUGGAAGUAGCAAAGGUAUAAGGGCAUUUAUGGAGUCUCAUAUGCCAGCGUUUAAGGAGUCGACUCCUCAGUUAGAGGUGGCCACUGAAAUGAUUCGUGGUCAGCAUCCACAUCUAAAGGCUUUUUACAAGAACCAUAACGAUCGAGUGGUGUGUGUGAAGAAUAUGGAUCCAGAGGAGAUACUUCUGCAUGCUACCAGGCUGAGGAAUGCACUCGGAAGGAAAGUAAUAAAACUGAGGACACGGCAUGUAACCAAACACCCUAGUGUGCAAGGGUGACCUGGAUGCAAAUAUGGUGGAAGCAAUGGCAACCCGGCAUAUUCAGCUGCAGGACUCAUCAGAGUUAGAGCAGACUUCAAGAUUCAAAACACGAAUCAACUUUCAUUCGUGUUUAGAGGACAAUUCGAGUCUAUAUACUAGCACAACAAAAUAAGUACAUGCUUUAAAAAAAUAGUACCAACAAUAUCUGGUAUCAUGCGUCCGUCGGAAAACCUGCCGGAAGGAUAUUUGAAGAAAGUUUGUCCAUAAGGAGGAUAAUUAGCUUGAUAAUCUGUGGUUGUAUUGAUGUAGUUGUUGUUUCCAUUAUCAAAUAGAGAAUCUCCAAAUAUGAAUAGUGUACCAUGUUUCUUGGGCAAGCAUGUCAUGAUCAUGCUAUUGCUAAAACA
Molecule: messenger RNA, 923 nt
Organism: Lathyrus oleraceus (garden pea)
Lineage: Eukaryota; Viridiplantae; Streptophyta; Magnoliopsida; Fabales; Fabaceae
Product: 54S ribosomal protein L51, mitochondrial
Exons: 4
Coding region: 202-537 (111 amino acids)
Biological process (GO): mitochondrial translation
Cellular component (GO): mitochondrial large ribosomal subunit
Molecular function (GO): structural constituent of ribosome
Source: RefSeq, a predicted model, not a curated record